Molecule: messenger RNA, 540 nt
Organism: Symbiodinium sp. CCMP2456
Lineage: Eukaryota; Dinophyceae; Suessiales; Symbiodiniaceae
Source: the annotation of a GenBank genome assembly
AUGGGGCAUGCCUCCUGCGCGCUGGGAUGUUCUGACCAGCGAGGCUGCUCAACAUGGGGCCCAUCCAGACCGCAGAUUGUUGAAGUGGAGGUGCCAGAAAGUUCUUUGACUUCGAAGCCCCGGAAGCAAGCCGAGGCACAUUGUUUGGAGUCUUGGCACGGGGCAGCUACGGUCAGUCCAGCACCACUGGACGUGAAGCCCGUUUCUCACUUGGCACCGCUCCCGACACUGCAGCUGGACAUGCCAGCUGCUGUGGCAGCCGCUUUUUUGGAAAGUACUCGGGCCGAGGCGGAUGCCAAGUACCGCCGGAAGUUGGCGUGCAGAGCGGCGAGGGCGGAAGCUGCUGGUCAAGCCAAAGAGCUUCGAGGGGGCAGUGGUGUGGCAGCCUCGCGCGACGACAAGGCUGUGUCGCCAUCCCCUGCAAACCAGCAUCGAACUUUCAACAUGGAUGGGAAGUUUGUCGCCAGUGGUGCAAUCCGCCAACGUUUGCAAGAGAUGGAGGCAACUUCUCCCGGAUGCCCUGCGCCACGCAAGAGAUGA